CUGGGUGGCCCUGCGAAAGAAAGUGACUGCAGAAAGAAAAGAUCUCUUUACUUUGAAAAAGAAAAAGGAAAAGAUCUCUUAACCUGCAACUUUGAGUUUGGAAGAAGUUGAAUAGAACUGGAAGAUGUGGUUCGACUUUGCAGGGAUGAUUCUACUUUUUCUGCACACUGCUCGUUCCCAGGAGAAUACAAAAAUAAUAGAAAAACUGGAGGAGAUUGCGGCAUCUCCUGGAGACAAGGUACAGCUCCGCUGCAAACCCCAACUUAGCUCUCAUGAGUGGAGUAUUAUAUGGUACAAGGAGCGACAAGACAAAAGCCUGCAAAGGAUUUACGUGAGUUUCAGGAAUUCAUACCUAGAUGGGAAGUACUCAGGCCGAAUGCCCAAUCUGACCAUCAGCAACGUGCAAAGAAAUGAUUCUGGAGUUUAUUACUGUGGCAUCGAUAACUCUUGGAAUGUCAGAAUCGUCAGUGGAGCUAGACUGAUCAUCACAGGGACUCCAAGACCACGCCUUUCCACCCUGGUACCUUCCUCCUUGGAGGGCAUGCAGCUGGAUGACAGCGUCCCCCUCCUCUGCCUCAUGUCUGGCGCAAGUCCUGCUUGGGACAAUUUCUCCUGGGAUAUUAGCAAAGAAUUAUCUCAGGACCAGAAGGGCGUUGGUGAGAUAGACAAGGAAGGCGUCUUCAGCAUUUGGCACUUAGAGAUGAUCCCUCGGAGGGAAUGGACUGAAGAGAAGGCGCGUACCUGCUCACUUCAGGAGAACAGAGACACCAGCGCAGCGAUGCCCACAGACACAGGAAACUGCCGUCGUUAUUUAUAUCUUGGGAUUCCUUCCAUUAUUGUCCUGUUGGUCCUGCCGUUGAUCCUGCUCUUCAGGAAGCAUCUUGCCAGAAGAAAUGCAGAGCAAGGAGCAAGUCAAACACCCUUGAGGGAGAUCCCACAGACUGACUAUGCAGAAGUGCACUACAGGAGUGGAAACGUGCUUUGUGAGGACUGAGAGUGUCUUUUGUUAAAAGUUUUCAUCAUUUUUAGAAGACUGAAAGACACAAGGAAGGAAUUGUACAUAGGAAGCUGCCUGCUCCAUCUAGCUCAGCAACGUCUUCUCUGAACGGCAGCCACUGCCAGGCCGUGAAAGACCUUCCUCAGCACCUGCCCCUGAAAUUGUUUUAUCUGGACCUGCCAGGAACUGACCCUUGGACUUCCGGCAUGUAAAACAUGUGCUGCGUCUUCCACUGACCUGGACAUCUCCAGACCCAGAGUUUAUCAUCUUGUAAUCUGUGAGAAUGACAGUGCGGUCUUACGGAGAGUCACUCCAGUCUGAGCCUAUGGAUUUCUGCACAGGAUUGCAUUUUUAAGUGCACAUGUUAAACUUCGGGUGCUUUUCUG
Messenger RNA from Eublepharis macularius, 1383 nucleotides. RefSeq lists its product as uncharacterized. NCBI's taxonomy places the organism in Eukaryota, Metazoa, Chordata, Lepidosauria, Squamata, Eublepharidae. The transcript is spliced from 7 exons. The record is from RefSeq and is a predicted model, not a curated record. The coding region runs from base 125 to 994 and encodes 289 amino acids.